AUGCACUCAGUAUUUUUCAAAGAACAUGAAUUAGGGACUAAAUUACAAAAUCCCUUUGGCAUGGGGCCUCGGUGGAUGGGACUUGGACCCCAAUCGGGUGAAGCUUUUGGCCAAUUAAAAUCUAACUAUUCAUCAGCUUCUUGGAACCAACUUGGAAAGGGAAAUACAGCUCAUUUCACUUCUUUCUCAGAUGAUUACAAAAAUGGUGCAAAUGUAGCAAAAACUCUACUCCAGACUGCUAUGGAAGAUGCGGCCCAUUUAGAGCUUGGUCAACCACUGGUUUGUGCUAAGUAUCCUCAUGCAGAGCAGUGCUAUGAGGUAUACUCAACAACUCAUAGUCCUCAAGUUGCGGGGCGCCUGAUGUUACCAUUGAAUCUGAGCAAUGAUAAUGGAGAGCCAAUAUUUGUAAAUGCCAAGCAGUACCACAGAAUUUUAAGGCGCAGACAGUUGCGUGCAAAGGCUCAUGAGCUGCAAAAUAAAGUGAUAAAACUCCGAAAGCCAUAUCAGCACCUGUCCCGGCAUCUCCACGCCAUGCGCCGCCCAAGAGGCAGUGGCGGCCGCUUUCUCAACACCAGGAACUCCAAUAGAGGCAAGGACAAGAGGGAAACCAAAAUGAAUAAUCAAGAAAUGGUAUUAUUUUAUGAGCAGCCCACAGAACCCCAAAUUUCUGAAAUACUGCAAUCUGGAGGAGAAAAUUGGGGCUCAAAUGGAAACAGUCCAGGUUCUUCAGAGGAGACUAGCCGGGUAUCCUCCGGCAUUAGCAGGAUUGGUCUCCAUUCCUUUGAUCUGAACCCUUUCUUCCAGCCCCUCGCUGAUCAUGUGGCAAAUCCUGGCCGUGGGAUUUCCAUGGUUGGUGAUUGGAUUGCUGCAGCAGAUAACUGCUGCAACUAUAAGGUUUGA
Messenger RNA from Fraxinus pennsylvanica, 900 nucleotides. NCBI's taxonomy places the organism in Eukaryota, Viridiplantae, Streptophyta, Magnoliopsida, Lamiales, Oleaceae. The record is from the annotation of a GenBank genome assembly.